UUGAUUCUUUGUGUUAUGUGUGUACACAUCUGUGUUGAUGUCUUGUAUACACAUAUCAUAUAUAUAUUUUUCCCAAAACCAGUGACAGUCGAUAAAGAAAUUAGUUUCAAUUAGUUUGGGUUCCGAAUUAAUUUUACAGAUUUGGAAAGAAGCAACCAGAACGAUAUUUUCAAAAGAAAUUAAAUUGCUUGUUAAGUGCGAAUAAAGAAAGCAAAAUUGAUUUUUUAUUGUGUAUGCAUAUAAAAAUGGCUGAAAAUGAUUGUUUAAGACAUAACAGUAAUACACCCAGUGAUUCGGAUCGAGAUACAAACUCGAAUAAUUCCGUGCCAGAAUUAAAAGGAUAUCUCAGCAAAUGGACCAAUUACAUUCAUGGAUGGCAGCCACGGUUUAUCGUUUUGAAAGAUGGCACUCUGUCCUAUUACAAGAGUGAAUUUGAGAGUGAUUAUGGAUGUAGAGGUGUCAUAAGUCUGGAUAAAGCCACUAUAAAAAGUCAUGAAUUUGAUGAAUGUCGUUUUGAUGUUGCCGUAAACAAUUGUGUUUGGUAUUUACGCGCUGAAACACCCGAAGACAAAACACAUUGGGUCGAUGUAUUGCAGUCAUACAAAGUGCCGGUGGGCAUUGAUAUGACUGCAUUAAUACGUCACGGCAGUACAAUAUCGUUGCAAUCAAAUUCAAUUUUAUUUAAUCAAAACUCAGGUAAUGGCGGACUAAGGGAGAAAAUCAACGAAAUCGAAACCUUUAGAGACAUUUUAUCGAGACAAAUUAACACAUUGCAACGUUAUUACGAUGUUUGCGCGAGUAAAAGAAAAAAUGAUCAUUCUGAGCUGCCUAAUGACUUAAAUUCAAUCGAUUUAAAUGGUGAAUCGGUAGCAUUUCGGGCAACGUCACAAGGUAUUUUGGCGACACUGAAUCAAUGUUUGGAUAUAAUUAACCAAAGAGAAGACUGUUUAAAGAGAAAAAUGGAGACGGAAAUGGAACAAAGACGACAAUCAGAAGAAUUAUGCAAAAAACUUAAAGACGAAUUGAGCAAAACAAAAAGUCCGGCAUUUUUUGGUCCCGAUUCAGAAGUAAGUAGUUGAGAACAAAACGGUGAUAAAUGAUGAAAAUAAUUGCAGUCCACGG
This is a messenger RNA of Contarinia nasturtii (swede midge), 1122 nucleotides long. RefSeq names its product ceramide transfer protein-like. The coding region runs from base 234 to 1079 and encodes 281 amino acids. NCBI's taxonomy places the organism in Eukaryota, Metazoa, Arthropoda, Insecta, Diptera, Cecidomyiidae. Gene Ontology annotation, biological process: endosome organization; receptor recycling; retrograde transport, endosome to Golgi. The transcript has 6 exons. The record is from RefSeq and is a predicted model, not a curated record. Gene Ontology annotation, cellular component: early endosome; trans-Golgi network; recycling endosome.